UCAUGCCAAGGUCGGCCAAGCUGUUACCCCACGCGGUCGGCGGGGCGAAUGCUGCAUGCUCAGUCCGAAGCAUAUUAGUUGGUCGUCAAAGCCGAACAGCAGCCAAACGAAUGUGUUGCAGAACUUCCCUCUGGCGUCGGCAUUUGCAGUGUAACUCUGGAGACAUCGUUGCCAGUCCAGCCUGAGUGUCUCGCGCAGUGUGCUGCCGCAAUGGUGAUCAACCGGAGUCAAAAAUACGGUCUGGCAGUGCUGCCC
Molecule: messenger RNA, 255 nt
Organism: Fomitopsis serialis
Lineage: Eukaryota; Fungi; Basidiomycota; Agaricomycetes; Polyporales; Fomitopsidaceae
Exons: 1
Source: RefSeq, a predicted model, not a curated record